Messenger RNA from Culicoides brevitarsis, 1867 nucleotides. RefSeq names its product G2/mitotic-specific cyclin-B (gene CycB). Gene Ontology annotation, biological process: mitotic cell cycle phase transition; regulation of cyclin-dependent protein serine/threonine kinase activity. The record is from RefSeq and is a predicted model, not a curated record. The transcript has 4 exons. Bases 93 to 1529 code for a protein of 478 amino acids. NCBI's taxonomy places the organism in Eukaryota, Metazoa, Arthropoda, Insecta, Diptera, Ceratopogonidae. Gene Ontology annotation, molecular function: cyclin-dependent protein serine/threonine kinase regulator activity. Gene Ontology annotation, cellular component: cyclin-dependent protein kinase holoenzyme complex; nucleus; cytoplasm.
GACGAAACUAGCAAGGACCGGACGAGACUUGGUACGAAAAAUCAAAAAUUCAUCGAAUUUAAGCAGAAAAAAUCAAAGAAAAAUACAAAAAAAUGUCCAAAGUAGUCCGUGCAGUAAGAAAUGAUGAGAACAACACAUUGCGAAUUAACUUGAAAAAGACGCAGCAAGCGCCCGUUUUGCUGAAGGACACGAAGAGAGCGGCACUUGGCGAAGUCGGGAAUCGCAUUAUCAAGAACGAAAAUGUGCAAAAAGAGAAUAUUUUACGCGACGCCAAGCAACCGGGGGGCGUCUACAAAAACAUCAAGGCACGAGUCGAUAGUGGUUUAACGAAGAUAACUACGCGAUCCGAUACACGUAAGGCACUCACAUCGGUUACAAAUGUGAAUUCACAAGCGGGAUUUGCCAAGGCGCUGGCAACACAACGGUCUGCCAUCGCAAAAUCUGGUUCUGUUACAACAACAACUUCAGUUCGUGUCAAGGCAGCUGAAUUGCCAAAGCCCCAAACAGCCGUUACGACCUUCAAACGUGAGGAAAGUCACUUGACCCGACGUUCCCUGUCGAAAAUCCGUUCAGCUUUGCAAUCCCGCAAAAGUUCGUCAACGGAAAAAAUUGACGCACUCACACCAAGUUGCGUCACAAUCGACACACAUUCCGCCAAACUCUUGUCACAAAUCGAAAAUAUCGAUAUAAAUGACGGAAAUAAUCCGCAACUCGUGUCGCAAUACGCCCAAGAUAUCUACAACUACCUCUUUGACGUGGAACGUGCCUUCCCCAUUCAUCCGAACCAUUUGGCGCAACAAACGGAAGUGACACCGAAAAUGCGCCAAAUUCUCAUCGACUGGAUCAGCGAGGUGCAUUUGCAGUUCAAACUCGAAAUUGAAACGUUCCAUAUGGCGGUCAGCAUUAUCGAUCGUUACUUGCAAGUCACUUCCAAGGUCAAGCGGCGCGAAUUGCAACUCGUUGGCGUGACGGCACUCUUCAUCGCCAGCAAAUACGAGGAAUUAUAUCCGCCAGAAAUUAACGAUUUUGUCUACAUCACCGACGAAACGUACAACAAACGCCAAAUUUUGGACAUGGAAAUGGUCAUGUUUCGUGCCCUCGAGUUCCAACUCAGCAAACCGCUGCCAAUUCACUUCCUGCGACGCUUCUCGAAGGCAUGCAAAGGCGAGGACUCCCAUCACAUCAUGGCGAAAUAUUUAAUGGAACUCGCUUCCGUCGAAUAUCACAUGUGUCAAUUCCAUCCGUCGGAAAUUGCCGCUGCCUCACUUUACUUGAGCCUGAAACUUUUCCCGAAAUCCCGUAAGACUGCCGGCUCGUGCUGGACCGAAACGUUGCGUUAUUACACGCGAUACACUUCCGCUCAAUUGCGACCGAUCGUGAUCGAAUUGCUGAAAAUCUUGAAAGGAGCCCCGAGUGCCAAACUAAAAGCUGUCUUUAACAAGUACAGCUCCACGAAAUUCGAUAAAAUUGCCGUGAAUCCCGCCUUGAAUCAAGUAACGUUGGAAGCUCUUUUGAACACGACAAACUGAAUUUCAGAAAAUUUUUGUUGACUCUCAUUAUUUUUUUAUUAGUAAGGAACUUUUUUUUGUAGUUUUUAAUGUCGCGCCCCCCAAUUUCGUCAUCGUAUUGAACAAUGACACUUGAGUUGAUAGAAGCUCUCGAAAAAAAAAAUUUUUUUUUAGAAUUUAAGACACUCAACCAUCGAAAAACACUUAUAAACGUAAUUUUAUAGCUAUUUAAUAUAUAAUAAUUAAAAAAAAUCUAGUAUUCGUAAAAUUGUAAGUGAUGUACGCGUCACACCUUAUAUUUGUAUAUUACUAUUAAUAUUUUUAUUGUAAUACGGUUUGACAAUAAAUGUAAUGCAUUG